GGCGGCCGGGCCACGCCGCGGGAGCCGCCGCCGCCGCCUUGCACCACUGCGCCAUGUCCGGGCAGCUGGAGCGCUGCGAGCGCGAUUGGCACGAGCUGGAGGGAGAAUUUCAGGAACUGCAGGAAACACACAAGAUCUACAAGCAGAAGCUGGAGGAGCUGACGGCCCUGCAGAGCCUGUGUAGCAGCUCCAUCCACAAGCAGAAGAAGCGGCUGAAGGACUUGAAGCACACACUCCAGAGGUACAAGCGCCAUGCCAGCCAAGAGGAGGCAGAGCUUAUCCAGCAGAUGGGCGCCAACAUUAAGGAGCGGCAAGACAUCUUCUUCGACAUGGAGGCCUACCUGCCCAAGAAGAAUGGGCUCUACUUAAACCUGGUCCUGGGCAACGUGAAUGUGACCCUUCUCAGCAACCAGGCCAAGUUCGCCUAUAAGGACGAGUACGAGAAGUUCAAACUGUACCUGACCAUCAUCCUGCUGCUUGGUGCUGUGGCGUGUCGGUUUGUCCUUCACUACAGGGUGACAGACGAAGUCUUCAACUUCCUGCUGGUGUGGUAUUACUGCACCCUGACGAUCCGGGAGAGCAUUCUCAUCAGCAAUGGCUCGAGGAUCAAAGGCUGGUGGGUGUCUCACCACUACGUGUCCACAUUCCUGUCAGGCGUGAUGUUGACUUGGCCCAACGGACUCAUUUACCAGAAGUUCCGCAAUCAGUUCCUCGCGUUUUCCAUUUUCCAGAGCUGCGUCCAGUUCCUACAAUAUUAUUACCAGCGGGGCUGCCUGUACCGCCUGCGGGCCCUUGGGGAGCGGAACCACCUGGACCUCACGGUGGAAGGCUUCCAGUCCUGGAUGUGGCGGGGUCUCACCUUCCUCCUGCCUUUCCUCUUCUGCGGUCACUUCUGGCAACUUUACAAUGCCUUCACGUUGUUUGAGCUCUCCAGCCACGAGGAAUGCCAAGAAUGGCAGGUGUUUGUCUUGGCGCUCACAUUCCUCGUCCUGUUCCUGGGCAACUUCCUGACCACACUCAAAGUUGUGCACACCAAACUCCAGAAGAACAGAAACAAGACCAAGAAGCCAUGAGCCAUGGGCCUCAGGCGCCCCCGGGGCCCCUGGACUUUGUGGGACUGCAGGAGACUCUGGUCAGCACCCCGCUGCCGAGAGGACCUCAGCUGAGACUACUGGCUGCAGUGGCCUCAGGCCGAGUCACGGGAGCAGGAGCAGAAGUGGGAGCUCAGCCUGUCCGUGCAGUAUUCGCCCACCCAGCCCCCAUAUUUAUAAGCAUAUUUAAUCCCGGGUCCCCCAGCUCCCCAGAACACGAGGCCUUCCCCUCGGCCUGAGCCAGUCUUCCUGGGGAGGGACCUAACGCCUCAGGGAGCCCCCUCUGCCCACCCUCCUGAGCCCCUCAGGUGAGGGCUGGACUUACGCCGAUCUGCCACUUACGGGGUCCCGGGCACAGGGGUGAAUGGUGCCCCCCAUUCGUCCUGGGAGCACCCUGCCCUGGGCCAUGCUGCUUCUGCUGUCAGCGCCUGCCAUGUUGGGGUUAUUUAAGUUCUCAGAAAACCACCA
Messenger RNA from Echinops telfairi (small Madagascar hedgehog), 1559 nucleotides. RefSeq names its product transmembrane protein 120B (gene TMEM120B). Gene Ontology annotation, biological process: fat cell differentiation. NCBI's taxonomy places the organism in Eukaryota, Metazoa, Chordata, Mammalia, Afrosoricida, Tenrecidae. Gene Ontology annotation, cellular component: nuclear inner membrane. The transcript has 12 exons. The record is from RefSeq and is a predicted model, not a curated record. The coding region runs from base 54 to 1073 and encodes 339 amino acids.